Syngnathus acus (greater pipefish) is the source of this 1231-nucleotide messenger RNA. RefSeq names its product RAD52 motif containing 1 (gene rdm1). Gene Ontology annotation, cellular component: nucleolus. The record is from RefSeq and is a predicted model, not a curated record. The transcript is spliced from 7 exons. Lineage: Eukaryota; Metazoa; Chordata; Actinopteri; Syngnathiformes; Syngnathidae. Bases 128 to 949 code for a protein of 273 amino acids. Gene Ontology annotation, molecular function: RNA binding.
AAGCGCGCCAAACGUCAGCAAAGCUCUGUACUGUUGACGGGCGACGACUCAAGAUGAAUUACAACCAUUUCCCUUGGUGCUUAUUCACUUGCGACGUUCAUGGCGAUAUUUAAGAGGACUUUUCGCCAUGGAGGUAGACCUAUUGGAAUUCUGGGUUCCUGUGGAGUCGAACAAGACUUUGUUUGUGUGGAACAUCACGCCGGAAUUCACCGAGGCGCACAUAUACGAGCGCUUGCACGCGGUCUUCUCGUCCUACGGUCCCCUGUACCUAUUGAAGGUGCGUCCUAACGCCCCGCUGAGCACGCCUGGUUUCAACGCCAUAAUCAAGUUCUACUCGGCGGCUCAGGCUCGCAAAGCCCAGCAGAACACGGAUAGACGCGCCCUCUUCCAAACCACGCCACUCACGGUGAGGCUGAGCUCCAAACAGACUCCUCACUUCCUGUUGGGGAGCAGACCUCUGACCCACGCACGCUGCGUGGAGUUGGCCAAUCAUUGCCUCGGAUUCAACGGAUGGACGUGUGACAUCAUCACACUGAAGGAGCUUCCCGCUGAGGAUGUCGAUGAAGAUGAAGCAGGUGGCCGGGUGCGUGUGAAGCUGGGCUGCGUGGUCCAGAUCUCCUUCCCGCAUCACGGCGUGACCACGCGAGGAGCCGCCGUGGUGGAGGACGUGUUUGAGCGUGAGGGUCCUGAGAUGAUGCUGCAAAAGCGUCGCAGCCUGCACAAGCUGGUGCGAGACAAAGCGGCGGCGCAGGCCUUCUCCACUGUGGUGCUGGUUCUGCUAGGUGAGGGUAAAGUCAUGGUGGAGCUGCGAUGCUCAGCAGAACAUCUGUUCCUUGAGGAACCUGAAGGACUCAUCCAGGUUCACGACCGGGAUCAGGAGCAGGUGGAGAACCUACCUGCUGAUGAAGACCUGUGGGAAAAUGAAGACCUGGACCUGUCUGUGUGGUAGACUCGCCACAUACUUUGAGCAACUUCCCCAAUUCAAGGUUUUGUUUUUUUGAUGCAUUUCAACAUUGUUUCAUCUGACGAAUGACGAUACAGUGCUGCCUUAAGAUACGAGUUUAAUUUGUUCCUUGUCCACACUUGAAUCUAAAAACACUCGUGAUCUCUAUUUAUUGAAAUGGAUGCGAAUGCCUUUGAUCCAAAACACGACCAGACAUGUAUUUUUUGUUCCUGAGGAAUGGCCCACUUCAUCACAUUUGCAAUACUGAAUGAAACAUAAAACACACUC